UUGUUGUUAGUGCCACUACUGCACUGGUAUGAAUUCAGAGACCUCAUUUUCCCACUGUUUUUGAGUAUUUGAGGGAUCUUGAUUUUGAUACUAUAUAGUGAAUGGUGUAAAUUUUAGUUAGUUAAGCUUUUGGUGGUAGUGAGAAUUCAGAUGUCAAUAGUUUCACCCCCUCCAAGUUCUUCUACAUCAUUUGCAGCUCCACCACCAACUGCUUCUAAUUCUCCAGCACCUAUAUCUCAGCCUAAUGAAAGCUCAUCAACUGUUGCAUCUCCACAAUCUGCUCCUCCAAUAGCAUCAGCACCACUGCCUCCAACAAAUAUAACAUUGCCUCCUCCUAUAGCAUCAUCUCCACAGCCACAACCUCCACUUUCUACUCCAAAACCUCCUGCAGGAUCUGCUCCUCCAAUUAGUCCUCCACCUACACCGUCCGGUCCACCUGCUACCUUAACACCACCUCCAUCUACUAGUCCACCUGUUAGUUCACCAGCACCUCCAUCAUCCAACAUACCAACUAAUCCACCAUCACCACCUCAACUAAAACCAACUCGUCCUGCAGGUUCACCUCCAUCACCAUCGAUUCAUCCCCCUACAUUAUCACCUCCACCACCUGUGCAAAAUCCGAAACCUCCUCCAACACCGCGAUCGCCAGGGAAUCCACAAUCACCUUCACCGCCUUUGUCCAAGCCACCUGCGAACGCACCUCUAUCGAAGCCACCAAAAAGUAAUCCACAUUCACCUUCACCGCCUUUAUCCAAGCCACCUGCGAACGCACCUCCAUCUAAGCCACCAAAAAGUAAUCCACAUUCACCUUCACCGCCUUUAUCCAAGCCACCUGCGAAUACACCUCCAUCUAAGCCACCAAAAAGUACUCCAGAUUCUCCAUCCUUAGUCCCUCCGAAAAAUUCACCCCCUUCACCAGCUUCAUUACCUCCUAGUAAUUCACCAUCUUCUAGUUCCCCCCCUAAGGACUCAUCCCUACCAACACCUACUGCACAAUUGUCGCCACCUCAACCUACUCUUAGUCCUCCUUCACCGUCAUUUCCUUCAGGCCACAAUGACACUACUACUUCCAGUAACAGUUCAGCGGACAGAUCAAAGGAUGCAGGUGAUGGAAGCAUUGGUACUGGAGGGACCAUUGCACUUGGCAUCAUACUUGCAUUUCUGUUGCUUAGUAUAAUUGGAGCAGCAGGAUGGUGCAUAUGGAAGCGAAAGAAAAAGGAUUCAGGCCCGAGUGAUGGUUAUAUCUUGCCAGUCACUCUGAUCUCCUCUCCGAAAUCAGGUUCUGCCUCAUUAAAGGUCGGAGAAUCAAUACCUGAAAUUGGAAAUGGAGCUGACUCCAAUAUUGCAGACGGAAACACUGGUGGAUUAGGGCAUUCAAAGCCAUGGUUUACUUUUCAAGAACUAGUUGAAGCUACUAAUGGAUUUUCGGAGCAUAAUCUAUUAGGCGAGGGUGGAUUUGGUUCUGUGUACAAGGGAUGCCUAGCAGAUGGGAGAGAUGUAGCAGUAAAGAAGCUUAAUAUUUUCGGGAGCCAGGGGGAGCGUGAGUUCAGAGCAGAAGUUGAAAUCAUCAGUCGGAUACAUCAUCGACACUUGGUCUCACUUGUAGGUUAUUGCAUUUAUGAGAGCGGAAGGCUCCUUGUCUAUGAAUACGUCCCCAAUGAUACCCUUUACUUCCAUCUUCACGCACAGGGGAGACCCGUUAUGGAUUGGGCAACACGUGUUAAAAUUGCUGUUGGUGCAGCCCGUGGAAUAGCUUAUCUGCAUGAAGAUUGCUGUCCUCGCAUCAUCCACAGAGAUAUUAAGUCGUCUAACAUUCUUUUGGAUAACAACUUUGAUGCUCGGGUUGCUGAUUUUGGAUUAGCUAAAUUAGCCCAGGAUGCAAGAAGUCAUGUUACGACCCGUGUUAUGGGUACGUUUGGAUACAUGGCCCCUGAAUAUGCAUCCAGUGGAAAGCUGACUGAAAAAUCCGACGUAUUUUCCUUUGGAGUUGUGCUUCUGGAGCUAAUUACUGGACGGAAGCCUGUGGAUACAUCUCAACCUUUGGGAGAGGAAAGUCUAGUUGAGUGGGCUCGACCUUUGCUUGGUGAUGCGCUUGAAAAAGAGGAAUUUGAUCAGUUGACAGAUCCUCGCCUUGAGAAGAACUAUGUUGACAGUGAGAUGUUUCAAAUGAUUGAGGUCGCUGCAGCUUGUGUGCGUCACUCAGCUGCAAAGAGACCAAGAAUGGGACAGAUCAUGAGAGCUUUUGAUAGCAUGCUUAUGUCUGAUCUGACAAACGGGAUGAAAGUUGGUGAAAGUGCAAUAUAUAACCCUGCUGAGCAAUCUGCACAAAUAAGAAUGUUUCGGAGGAUGGCAUUUGCUAGUCAGGAUCUUACUUCAGAUUUUUCCAGUCAAGGCACCCAUUAUAGUAGCGAGUUGGCUGAACAUGUUUAGAGGAUAUACUCACUGUUGUAUGAAAUCUGUUAAUAUAUCAAAAGCUGCUUAGCUGAGAGGUUCAAUCAUUAAGUUUUGUAAGUAGGUCUUUUUUUUGGCUGACAUACAUGUAAUCCUCAAUUUUGAUGGCAAUUUUUUUCUGUAAGUAAGCGGAUAUUUUUAUUGUCA
Molecule: messenger RNA, 2598 nt
Organism: Lycium ferocissimum
Lineage: Eukaryota; Viridiplantae; Streptophyta; Magnoliopsida; Solanales; Solanaceae
Product: proline-rich receptor-like protein kinase PERK9
Exons: 9
Coding region: 151-2430 (759 amino acids)
Biological process (GO): protein phosphorylation
Molecular function (GO): ATP binding; protein kinase activity
Source: RefSeq, a predicted model, not a curated record